AUGGCAUCCACCACCUCCAAUCUUCCCAAAGCAACCUACCGCCAAUUAGGCCAGAGCGGUCUGCGCGUCAGCAACCCCAUCCUGGGCGCCAUGUCCAUCGGCGACGCCCGCUGGCAACCCUGGGUCAUCGAAGAAGCCGACGCACUCCCGCUCCUCAAAGCCGCGUACGACCGCGGCAUCAACACCUGGGACACGGCGAACGUGUACUCCAACGGCGUGUCGGAAAUUCUGAUCGCGAAGGCUAUCAAGAAGUACGCCAUUCCGCGGCACAAACUCGUCAUCGCGACGAAGUGCUGCGGCACCGUGCGAGAGGGGAAUGAUGCCGAGACGCUUGCGUUGAAGGACGUCGAUAAGACGGUUGACUACGUUAACCAGCGCGGCUUAUCUCGACAGGGAAUCUUCAAUGCGGUGAAUGCGAGUUUGCAGCGUCUUGAGACGGAUUAUAUCGACUUGCUGCAGAUCCAUCGCUUUGAUGCGACGGUUCCCGUGGAGGAGACGAUGAAGGCGCUGCAUGAUUUGGUGCAGAGCGGGAAGGUGCGGUAUUUGGGGGCGUCGUCCAUGUGGGCCGUGCAGUUUGCUAAGAUGCAGUGGGUGGCGGAGAGGCAUGGGUGGACGAAGUUUGUGAGUAUGCAGGGGUAUUAUAAUUUGCUCUAUCGGGAGGAGGAGAGAGAGAUGAAUCGCUUCUGCUAUGAGACUGGGGUUGGACUGAUACCGUGGGGCCCGCUUUCACAAGGCUCUCUCGCUCGCCCAGUGGCAGAAACAGGGCAAACGACUCGAUCGCAAGGCAAGGAAAUCACCACGGAAGCCGACAAGGCCAUCAUCCAACGUGUACAAGAGCUGGCGGAGAAGAAGGGCUGGCCCAUGGCGCACGUUGCUUUGGCUUGGAUCAAUGCGCGCAUCAGCAGUCCCAUCAUUGGCUUCUCGAGCGCCAAACGUAUGGAUGAAGCUGUUGAAGCGGGUGGCAAGGCUCUCAGCGAGGAGGAAGAGCGGUAUCUUGAGGAGCCGUAUUUGCCGAAGCAGGUUGCGGGCUUCGAUACUUCGCUGAAGAUCCCUAAGCCAACUUGA
Molecule: messenger RNA, 1065 nt
Organism: Neohortaea acidophila
Lineage: Eukaryota; Fungi; Ascomycota; Dothideomycetes; Mycosphaerellales; Teratosphaeriaceae
Product: NADP-dependent oxidoreductase domain-containing protein
Exons: 4
Coding region: 1-1065 (354 amino acids)
Source: RefSeq, a predicted model, not a curated record